ACUACAGCUGCAACAACAACUACAUCUGAGCCAACAACAACAGCUGAGACAACAACUACAGCUGCAACAACAACUACAUCUGAGCCAACAACUACAGCUGCAACAACAACUACAUCUGAGCCAACAACUACAGCUGCAACAACUACAUCUGAGCCAACAACUACAGCUGCAACAACAACUACAGCUGAGCCAACAACUACAGCUGCAACAACAACUACAUCUGAGCCAACAACUACAGCUGCAACAACUACACCAACAACUACAGCUGCAACAACAACUACAUCUGAGCCAACAACUACAGCUGAGACAACAACUACAGCUGUAACCACAACUACAGCUGCAACAACUAUAGCUGCAACAACAACUACAGCUGAGCCAACAACUACAGCUGCAACUACAACUACAACUGAGCCAACAACUACAGCUGCAACAACUACAGCUAGGACAACAACUACAGCUGCGUCAACAACUACAGCUGCGACAACAACUACAUCUGAGCCAAUAACUACAGCUACAACAACUACAUCUGAGCCAACAACUACAGCUGCAACAACAACUACAUCUGAUCCAACAACUACAGCUGCAACAACAACUACAGCUGAGCCAACAACUACAGCUGCAACAACAACUACAUCUGAGCCAACAACUACAGCUGCAACAACAACUAAAGCUGCAUCAACAACUACAGCUGCAACAACUACAGCUGAGCCAACAACUACAGAUGCAACAACUACAGCUGAGCCAACAACUUCAGCAUUAACAACAACUACAGCUGAGCCAACAAGUACAGCUUUAACAACAACAACAGCUGAGACAACAACUACAGCUGCAACAACAACUACAUCUGAGCCAACAACUACAGCUGAGACAACAACUACAGCUGUAACCACAACUACAGCUGCAACAACUAUAGCUGCAACAACAACUACAGCUGAGCCAACAACUACAACUGCAACUACAACUACAACUGAGCCAACAACUACAGCUGCAACAACUACAGCUAGGACAACA
This is a messenger RNA of Notolabrus celidotus (New Zealand spotty), 1011 nucleotides long. RefSeq names its product salivary glue protein Sgs-3-like. The transcript has 2 exons. The annotation marks the transcript as partial. The record is from RefSeq and is a predicted model, not a curated record. Lineage: Eukaryota; Metazoa; Chordata; Actinopteri; Labriformes; Labridae.